Molecule: messenger RNA, 2264 nt
Organism: Columba livia (rock pigeon)
Lineage: Eukaryota; Metazoa; Chordata; Aves; Columbiformes; Columbidae
Gene: ALKBH1
Product: alkB homolog 1, histone H2A dioxygenase
Exons: 6
Coding region: 28-1068 (346 amino acids)
Biological process (GO): oxidative RNA demethylation
Cellular component (GO): nucleus; cytoplasm
Molecular function (GO): ferrous iron binding; broad specificity oxidative DNA demethylase activity; oxidative RNA demethylase activity
Source: RefSeq, a predicted model, not a curated record
CCGCCCGACCUCCGCCGCCUGCCCGAAAUGGCGGCCGGGGCGGCAGCGGCGCUGACCCGGGAGGGCGGGGAGGACGCAUUCCGCCGGCUGUUCCGCUUGUACCGGCAGCGCGACGCGUCGGACUUGCGGGGUGUGGUGGAUUUUUCCGUGCCGGGGAGCCAGGUGUUCAGAUCACAGCUCAGUAUUUCUUCAGUCAGUGAUCAAGAUGCCUCCAGAGCAGGGUUACGACCAGUUAGCCAGUGGAAAGCCUAUGGCCUCAAUGGGUAUCCAGGGUUUAUUUUCAUACCAAACCCUUUCCUCCCGGGCUGCCAGCGUCACUGGGUGAAACAGUGUCUCAAGCUAUACCCCCAAAAACCCAAUGUCUGCAACCUGGACCUGCACAUGGCUCCUGAGAAGACCAUUGACCUGUGGGGGCAGAGCAAGGAGCAGCUGAGAAUGAAAGGUUCCAGUAAACGGGAGCCGAGAAGCUUAUUGGAGAAGCUGCGCUGGGUGACCCUUGGUUACCAUUAUAAUUGGGAUACUAAGAAAUACUCAGCAAAUCACCACACUCCUUUUCCCUCAGACCUUGCAUUCCUGUCGGAACAAGUGGCUGCAGCAUGCGGGUUCCAGGGCUUCCAAGCACAAGCAGGGAUCUUGAAUUACUAUCAUUUUGACUCCUCACUGGGAAUUCAUGUGGAUGAGUCUGAACUAGACCAUUCUCGGCCCCUUUUAUCAUUCAGUACCUGUAAUUGUUCUCUGCCCGAAUUUGUUUUCUCUUCUCUCUCCAUCUUCAUACCACCUGUAGUUUUGGGCAAUCCUCGAUAUUUUUGCUUGGAGGCCGGAAGCGGGAGGAAGCCCCAACAGCAAUGUUCAUGCAUAGUGGAGAUAUCAUGGUUAUGUCUGGCUUCAGCCGUCUGCUGUACCAUGCUGUCCCGCGGGUCCUCCCCAACCCUGAAGGGACAACUUUGCCUCUGUGCCUGGACCAAGCACUUUCUUCAGACCUCCCUGUCGGCUCAGUCAUCGAGCACAGCUCCGAUGAGGAUUGGCAGGUCUGUGCCAAGUACUUGCAGUCUUCCCGCAUUAAUAUGACUAUUCGGCAGGUGUUGGCUGAAGGUCAGAAAUUUCCAGAGGAAUCUGGGACAAACACAAAGGGCCAAGCACCCUCUGAAAACAGUCACCACCAGGAGAAGAGCAGCGCCAAGAGACAUAAACCAAAUACAGACAGCUGACACCAGAAGAUCAUGCUGACAUGGACUGGACAGGCAAGCUCCAUGUGGAAUUGGGAACUAAUGUAAUCAUACUCGAAGUCAACUUGUCUGUACAGGUGUUAAUAAACUUUUACAGAAUAAGUGUAGUCCUUCUUGCUGUAAGAAAUAGAUUGGGGGAGAAAGAGAAUUCAAAAGGAAAGGGAUGAGUUCAGCACUGGGCCUUGGACAUUUGCUGCACUCAGUUCCAUUUAAAAUACCUGUAUGAGAAUUUUAAGCUUGGUUCAGUGAUGCUCAUGGAGUAUUUUGAAAUCCUUGGGGAGAAAGUGCUAGCAAAAUAUACAUAAUUGCUAUGUGUUAAAGAAUCCUAUUGAGCAUGUAAAGCUCAGCUGAAGUACAUAAACAAGUAGGAAUGAGAAUGAGCUGCUGUGGGUGUGAGACCUACCUUGGGCAUUUCCAAAAGAAUCCUCUCUACAGCAAAAAUUGGUUCAGUAAUCAGAAACUAGCAGCUCCCUGAAGCAACACCUGCUUGCUGUAGUCCUGUGCUUUCCUUUUGCCUGCUUGCUCCUCCUCAGCUGCAGGAGAAACUGAUCGUAGGAGUGGAGCUGGAGCUUUCUGCAUGCCUCAGAUUUUAGAGGGAAAUGACUGGGGUCAAUAUCUACUUAGAAUACCUAGUACCUCCCAGUUGGGUCUUCUCCCACCAGUAUGUGAUUGAGCCCCACAAUUCUAGUCUUUCAAAACUGUCCCCUCUCAAGUGCCUGCAGAUUAUGGUCCUGCAGUCUCAAGCUAACAUCUUUAAGGGACAGAAUGACUUGCAAGUGGAAGCAAUGGAGUUCCGAAUUAAGUACCUAAAAAAAGAAAUUAAUCAGUGACUAUCUCUGUCACCCAAAGAUAAAGAUAUUGAAGCAAAAGAAAGCACUAGCUUAUGUGCCCGUUCUCUUGAAGACUCAGACCUUCCUAUCUGCAUUUUAAUGUAAUUUUAAUUGUUAGAGUACAAUGUGCUAUCCUUGGGGUAUUUUGUUGCACUUUUCCAAUGAAUAAACUUACUUGGUUUUUAAAUUAAAGAUCUCUAUCAGUUUU